Molecule: messenger RNA, 363 nt
Organism: Styela clava
Lineage: Eukaryota; Metazoa; Chordata; Ascidiacea; Stolidobranchia; Styelidae
Product: mitochondrial pyruvate carrier 2-like
Biological process (GO): pyruvate import into mitochondria
Cellular component (GO): mitochondrial inner membrane
Source: RefSeq, a predicted model, not a curated record
AUGCAUUGGUUCGGCUGGACAACAGAUGCAAAGCAGAUGUCUGCUAAAAUGAAAGAACGAUGGAACCACCCUGCUGGAUUAAAAACAAUACAUUUCUGGGCUCCAGGAUUUAAAUGGGCACUCGUUAUCGCUGGACUAUCUGACUAUUUUAGGCCCCCAGAUAAACUAAGUCUUAACCAAUCAGUUUCAUUAAUGGCUACAGGAUUUAUAUGGUCGAGAUAUUCAUUGGUUAUUAUUCCUAAGAACUGGCUUCUUUUUUCUGUAAAUGUCGGGCUCGGAAUUACUGGUACAUCACAAGUUUACAGAGUUGUAAAAUACAGACAAAGCUUAAAAGAACAAGAUGAAUCAGUAAAGGAAGAGUAA